Symbiodinium sp. CCMP2592 is the source of this 3102-nucleotide messenger RNA. Lineage: Eukaryota; Dinophyceae; Suessiales; Symbiodiniaceae. The record is from the annotation of a GenBank genome assembly.
AUGGGCAGUGUGAUGGAGGAUGCUCUCAUCACAGAGGCAGACAUCACAGAUGAUGUGCCUACCAGCUCACGUCAGCUGAGCUCUUGGCUGCGGCGCACGCGGCAAAACAAGAUCCGGAAGGUGGUUCGUGAAGUGUACCUGCGGGACGACAUCGUCCCGGAGCCCUUCGAAGGAGCAGAUCAGGUGCUGGUUCUGGACACCAACAUCGUAUUGCAUCAGAUCGAUCUCAUCGCUGAGGAUGAGUGUGUGAACCAUGUGGUGGUUCCAUACACCGUUCUGCAGGAGGUCAGGCACCGAAACAUGGGAAUCUAUGCCCGACUUCGAGCUCUCUGUCGCGUCGAGACGGGUGAUGCGAAGCAAGACCAAGCGGUCGAAGCCGAGCUGAACGAAGAACCCGCGCCUCCCAGCAACGCGAGGAGAGGAGUUGGAGAUCGCGAGAAGGCCAAGGAGAUGGCCUCGGCGAGAAAUGCCCGCCAGUUCUACGUGUUUCCCAACGAGUUCUUCCGGGAGACCUAUGUGGAACGUGCUCCGCAGGAGUCUCAGAAUGACAGAAACGAUCGAGCGAUCCGUCGUGUGGCCCACUGGUACAGGCGGCACAUUGUGGGUCCUGAGGUGCUUCUGCUUACCGAUGAUCGGGCCUGCAAAGCCAAAGCCGUCUCAGAUGGUCUCGUGGCCUUUCGGGCAGCUGAGUUUGUUGAGAGGAUGCGGGGGAAGUUCCCGGAAGCCGGGGAGAAGUUGGCCCUUCGUGAUGACGAGGACGAGUCCGCUCCGGCUCAGGCUCAGGGGCCCCGGGGCGUGAAGCGGAGUAGGGAGCCCUUGGUGAAGUCCACGGAUGGCUCGGUAUACCCGGCCCAUUUGAAGGCCAGCGAAGUCGAGCGAGGCUUGAAGGAGAGGCGUCUCUUUCAAGGCGUCUUGCGGAUGCACAUGAACACCUGCAUGCACGGCACGGUGACUUGCAGCGGAGAAGAGCUGGAAGUCUCGGGUCGUCUGGCGCUCAACCGGGCCAUCGACGGUGAUGUCGUCGUGGUCGAGAAAGUGGAGAGCGCCGAAGCGCUGGAGCGAGCUGACAAGCGCCUCCGCUUGGAGGUCGCGGACCCGGACUUCGGAGUCUCGGGCUCGGCCCCGUCUGCAGCCGACGAGAUCAAGGAGAUGCAAGCCCAGAAGGCCCAAACGGCAGGGACCCAAACGUCCUCAGAUCGGCCCAAGGGUCGAGUGGUGGGGAUCCUGAAGCGCAACUGGCGCGAGUACUGCGGCACCCUGAGGCCCUUGCAUGCCGAGAGGCAGCAGGAGCACGGGCCGGGGAGCUACAACAAGUCCGAUCGCGUCUUCAUCCCGGCCGAUGCAAGGCUGCCCAAUAUCAUGAUUCAGACCCGGCACUCGGUGAAUUUGGACAACAAGCGCAUCGUUGUCGUGCUGGAUGGCUGGGACCGCUUCAGCCAUCAUCCGUCAGGACACUGGACCAAGAUUCUGGGAGAUGUAGGGGACAGAUCCGUCGAGAGCAUGGUGAUCCUCCACGAGCAUGGCGUCAUUACCCGCGAGUUCAGCGAGGCGGUGUACCGGUGCCUCCCUGCCGGCGACUGGCAACCAGGCCCCGAGGACCUGAAAGGCCGAGAAGAUCUUCGAGGUAUCUGCGUCUGCUCCGUGGACCCUCCCGGUUGCAAGGACAUCGAUGAUGCCGUGUCUUGCGAACCUCUGCCAAACGGCAACUACCGUGUUGGGGUCCACAUCGCGGAUGUCACGCACUUUGUGCACCCCGGAACUGCAAUCGACAACGAGGCUGCAGAGAGGUGCACCACAGUUUACCUCGUGGAAAGACGCACGGAUAUGCUGCCAGGCUUGCUUACCACAGACAUCUGCUCUCUGCGGGCCCAGGUGGAGCGCCUCACCUUCUCCGUUCUCUGGGAGAUGACGCCAGAAGCAGAAGUUGUUGACACCAAGUUCUGCAAGGCCAUCAUCAAGUCCCGUGCGGCCCUUUCCUACGCAGAGGCUCAGGGGAGGAUCGACGACCCCAAGGACAACUCGGAGAUCACCAGGAUCCUCAGGACGCUGCUGAAGCUCACGCGCCAGAUCCGGGCCCGGCGGGUGGAGAACGGGGCCCUGGAGUUGGCCUCCCAGGAGGUGCGCUUUGAGCUGGACAGCGAGACGCAGGAUCCUACGGAUGUCGCAGAGUACCAGCAGCGCGAGACGAACAAGCUGAUUGAGGAGCUUAUGCUGUUGGGAAACCAGGCUGUGGCGACGAAGAUCCUGAACAGCUUCCCCAUGUUCGGAGUGCUUCGGAGGCAUCCGCCGCCGAAGGAUGACCAGCUGAAGGUCCUGCAGAAGUUGCUGGCAAAGAACGGCAUCCACGAGUUUAGCUUCGGCAGUAACAAGGAGCUCUCCGACUCCCUGCAGAAGGCCGUGAAGCCGGAGGAUCCCUUCUUCAAUACCUUGGUCAGGAUCAUGACCACCAGGUGCAUGAACCAGGCCGUCUACUUCUGCACCGGCGAAGUGCAGCCGGCGCUCUACAGCCACUACGGCCUGGCCAUGGAGCGCUACACGCACUUCACAUCGCCGAUCCGUCGCUACGCUGAUGUCUUGGCGCAUCGGCUGCUGGCCGCCUCUCUGGGACUGAUACCCUUACCGGAGCAGCUGCAGUCGAAGGCAACAAUCUCCGAGCAGUGCGACAAGAUCAACGUGAAGCAUCGCAUGUCGCAGUUUGCCAGCCGAGCGUCGGCGGACCUGCACACUUUCAUGUUCUUCAACAAGAAGGGCCAGCAGUCUGCAGAGGCUGUGGUCACACGAAUACGUCGAUCCGGGAUGCAGGUCAAUGUUCCCCGCUACGGCAUCGAAGGUGUUGUGGCCAUGCCGGAGGAGGAGUGGGAGGUGCGCGAGGAGGAGCAGUGCAUCCUGAGCAAGAGCCAGGCAGGUCUUCGAAUCGACAUCUUCGCGCACAUCAAGGUGAACAUCGAGUCCGACAACUCCGACUUCCGGAACCGCACUCACAUCCGCUUCGACCGCGUCAUCCUGGACUCGGAACGCGAGCAGUACGCGACCGUGGAGGCCGCGAGGAAGCAGGUCCAGGAAGAGAUGUUCCCUGACUUGAUUGAGCGCGAGGCCAACUAA